This is a messenger RNA of Solanum verrucosum, 1118 nucleotides long. Its product is annotated as ATP synthase gamma chain, chloroplastic-like. The record is from RefSeq and is a predicted model, not a curated record. The coding region runs from base 1 to 1089 and encodes 362 amino acids. Gene Ontology annotation, molecular function: proton-transporting ATP synthase activity, rotational mechanism. The transcript has a single exon. NCBI's taxonomy places the organism in Eukaryota, Viridiplantae, Streptophyta, Magnoliopsida, Solanales, Solanaceae. Gene Ontology annotation, biological process: proton motive force-driven ATP synthesis. Gene Ontology annotation, cellular component: chloroplast thylakoid membrane.
AUGGCUUCUUCACUCUCUUUCACUUCGCAUCUCGUCAACUUCCCCAUUUCCGAUCCUAAACUAACCAACAGAAACCCCACUUUCCAAUCCCUGAAACUCCCCCUUCCUUCAAUUCACUGCGGUAUUCGUGAACUACGACAAAGAAUCGACACAAUCAAGAACAUCCAAAAAGUUACAGAAGCAAUGAAACUAGUUGCAGCCGCCAAGAUUCGUCGAGCCCAAGAAGCAGUCAUCAGUACUCGACCCUUUGCUGAAACCCUUGUUGAUAUGUUGUACAACAUCACCCAACAGCUUCAAUUAGAAGACGUAGAUAUACCCUUAACAGAAAUAAGACCAGUAAAGAAAGUUGCCCUUGUUGUUAUUGCAGGUGAAAGAGGUCUUUGUGGGGGUUUUAACAAUGGGAUUUUCAAGAAAGCAGAGACCCGGAUGGCGGAAUUGACGAAUCUUGGAAUUGGGUAUACUUUGAUUAGUGUUGGUAAGAAGAGUAAUGCUUAUUUUCGUCGUAGGAAAGGGGAAUUUGUUGAUAGAUUUGUUGAAGGUGAGAGUUUUCCGAAUGCUAAAGAGGCUCAGGUUAUAGCUGAUGAUGUUUUUUCUUUGUUUAUUAGUGAAGAAGUUGAUAAAGUAGAGCUUUUGUAUACUAAAUUUGUUUCGUUGAUUAAAUCUGAUCCGGUGAUUCAUACUUUGCUCCCAUUAACGUCGAAAGGAGAGGUUUUUGAUGUGAAUGGGAGAAGUGUUGAUGUAGAUGAAGAUGAGUUUUUUAGGUUGACUACUAAGGGAGGGAAAUUGACUGUGGUGAGGGAUCAUUUGAGGGUGAAAAAGGGGGAAUUUUUGCCUAAUUUAGAGUUUGAGCAAGAUCCUGCUCAGAUUCUUGAUGCAUUGAUGCCUCUAUAUUUGAAUAGCCAGAUUUUGAGGGCACUUCAAGAGUCAUUUGCAAGUGAGCUUGCAGCUAGGAUGAAUGCAAUGAGUAGUGCAACGGAUAAUGCCGUUGAGUUGAGGAGGGACCUUUCUAUUGCUUAUAAUCGGGAAAGGCAGGCGAAGAUCACAGGUGAGAUAUUGGAAAUUGUUGCUGGAGCAGAUGCACUUACAUAGCUGCGUCGAUUCUGGUAUUUGGAUUCUCA